GUUUUUAAAUAAAAACAUACGUGGAAAAAACCCAAGCAUAGAUCAAUUUUGUGGAUCUUGUUCGAAUAGGUUAAAUAUACGUUAUGUCCACCUAUCCCUUAUUCUAUUUACGUUUCUUAAAGCCGCCCCCAACAGACUGUUAUGUUGGGCAGCAUUUCACCAUUGUUUGGACGAUCGAAAAUGAUUUAGGAGAUCAGACGUACUUGGAACCUGUAACCGUCAACUUAUCUCUCCACACCAGUCGAGUGAGCCCUGGUAAUGACGACCAACAAUUAGGCUUACGUUUACUAAACUCAAAUGAAUCGACAAGAACCAAAAGAAAAAAGGCUUCUCCAUAUCCGCCUCAUGAUAAAUUAUCAUCCACCACGGCAACAGCAGCCAAACGUGAUAUUACAACCAUUUUUGAUCCGUUCCGCGGGGGUGGUAUGGUUACUAAACUGGUGGUUGAGGAACUGCCGCUUAAUAUCAGCCAUAAAAAGGAACCUCUUCCAUUGGGUACAAAAGUUGCUGUACAGUUGAGUAUGGCAUUAUCCAAUUUGGAUACAAAUAGCAGCCAUAAAGUUUGGCAAGGCGCUUACCCGCUCCAUUCAAACAUUUGGAUCAUACCUGCUUGGUCUAUACCCAUCACGGCGACUGUAGUCAAACAGCGUCAUGAAAAAGCCGCGAAAAGUGGCAAUCAAGCCGAAAGAGUAUUAUGCAUACCCUGCGACCCACACCGUCAACAGCUUGUAAGGAUUAGAGAAGAUGCUGUACAGAGUAUUGCUCGGCAUGUUUGGGAUUGUGGUAUGGGUAUGUGCUAUUUUUUGAGCGAAUACAAGUUGGAUAUGGAUAAUAUCACUAUUUUAGAACUUGGUAAAGAUACAGGCAAAAAUACUUGCCCAUCGCACAUAUGGAAGUUACCUUUUUGUUGAAAUGCCCUCGUACCUUUCUCUUUGCUCAUUAUAUUACCACAGGAAGCGGGACAGGCUUGGUUGGCAUUUUCGCG
Mycotypha africana is the source of this 985-nucleotide messenger RNA. RefSeq lists its product as uncharacterized. Bases 84 to 911 code for a protein of 275 amino acids. The transcript is spliced from 2 exons. The record is from RefSeq and is a predicted model, not a curated record. NCBI's taxonomy places the organism in Eukaryota, Fungi, Mucoromycota, Mucoromycetes, Mucorales, Mycotyphaceae.